UGGCCAAUCGUAACCACCGCGCUUGCCGAAAAUCGGCACGAGCUUGUGCUCUCUGGUUCGGACAUAACAAAUCUUCUGUCGCAAAAUGGCUUUGACGAGCGUGUCUAUGAGCUGGCAAAGCUUAACUUCUUGGAAAUUUCACAAACCAGUUUGAGCAAUUUAUCUGAGAAAAUCAGUAAACUAAAAUGUUUGACUCAGCUGUGUCUGACUUCCAACCGAUUAACUGAUUUACCGGAUUCAAUGGGACAACUGCGCACUCUGAAGUUCCUGGAUCUUUCGUUCAAUCAACUGAGUGAGCUACCCAGUUCGAUGUUCCACUGUUUGGAUAACUUAACAAGCCUUAAUUUGUCCGGCAACAAUUUGAAGCAAAUUCCCUCUGUCGGUAAGUUGCAAGCGCUACAAGAAUUGUUGGCAUCAAAAAAUAACCUCGAGAAUUUGCCUGACGGAAUACAAUCACUGUCGGCUCUUGCAGUGUUGGAUUGUUCUCACAACCAACUUUCAGCAUUGCCGGAUGAUCUACACAAUGUGAAUAACCUAAAAACCGCGGAUUUCUCGGACAACAUGUUACCUCUUCUUCCUACCAGUUUGCAUCGAUGCAAAAAGCUGCAUCUACUUAAAGUUCAGAAUAACCCAAUAAAGGAUACGCGUUUACGUAAACUGGCCAAUGAUCCAAAAGCAACUAAACCGUUGUUGGAAUACUUGCGGCGUCUUGACGAACCCACCGGCAAGGGGAAAAAGAAUCGAGUCAAAAAUAACUCAACUACUCAAGAAUUUGAGCCCAAUCAAUGUCCAGGUGCCGCCAGCAAUGAACCAGGUCCGGACCAUGUCCAGGCCACGAUGGAUGCACCAUCAGAGCCCACGGUCUCACAUCCCCAUAUAGUCAUUCAACGCCCGGAUGACAGCGAGUUGUAUCGCGUUUCUCAAACCGGCACAGUCAAAGAUGGUCCACGACCUUAUUUGGUCAUGUGCACGGUGCACGGGGUGGUAUUCAAGUCGGAAGCCCAGCUGAAAGCUUUUCUCCGUGCCCAGGAGGAAUGGCAUAAGGAAAUUGGUCAGCUGCGUCGUCGUGCCACUCUAGCCACUCAUGACUUGGAUACUGUCCAAUUCCCAUUAGUAUAUACUAUGCGCCAAUCCGAACAAAUUCAGUUCCAUGUGCUGAACAAUAAUGAUGCAACCACCGGUGAUCGAUUUCUAACCCGUUUGUAUCAUGAUGCUGAGGCAGAUAGAAAAACGCGUAAGCAGGCCAAAUUCAGUCAGCUUUAUCGAUACCUUAACACGCUAAAUUUGGACCCCACUGAGGCACGUGAUGGGUUCCGUCAACACAUGUUGCCUGUGGUGGAGGAUGCCCGAGGAAUAGUAAUCUCAUUGCCGCCAUUAUCCAAUUGCCAUCAAACACGUGUGAGUUUAGUGAAUCACUGA
Molecule: messenger RNA, 1419 nt
Organism: Echinostoma caproni
Lineage: Eukaryota; Metazoa; Platyhelminthes; Trematoda; Plagiorchiida; Echinostomatidae
Source: the annotation of a GenBank genome assembly